AUGAUACUGAAUGGGGAUAACAGAAAGAUAUUUAUCGGUAAUGAAGUGUUUUAUAAGAUAGGAGAGAAUGUUAUUGAGGAAUAUCGAAAAGAAGAUUUUACGAUUGUAAGGAGAAAAGAUUUUUUUCGAGUCAAAGCUGCCAAGGAGUUUGAUGGAAAGUAUUACUUCCUGACCAAGAAGAUGAUGCUGGUUUACGAAGAUUUAUUUGGAGAUCCAAUUCAGGAAACCGAGGUUCCAAACGAGGGAGUUUUUGACUUUCAUAUGCACGAUGGACGGCUAUUUUAUCUAGUAAAGAAAAUGAAUAGAUGCUUGGGAAUUGAUGAGAAGCAGGAUGUACUUUUUGACUUCCAAGCAGGGGUUUAUUUUUGGGAUGCAGCUGAUUUCUAUAUAUGCAGCAACAGAAGCCUGAUCAGGUUUGAUAUUGUAAGGAAAAAGAGUGAGGAAGUUCUUUGCAAUGUUCACAUUAGAUGUCUUUCUGUGAGGAAUGGAAUGAUUGCAUAUGCAGAUGACGCAAACAUUCUCCAUUUCUUGAAAGGGAAGACAAGCCUGUCAUAUCAUUACCACUCUCGAACAGUUGUUAGAAUUAUAAUAACUGCACUAGAAGGCCUUUUGGUUUUAUGCAAAGAUAGAAAGCUUGUUAGGAUAGAAACCAGGAGAGAUGAAAAGGUAUUCCUGACAUCAUUUGAGGGGUACCCUGUAGAUUUCAUACAGGAUAGGACCAAUAUCUAUGUGGUGACAACAUUCUGUGUUCUAGUGUAUGACUCCAAAGCAGGUCAUGUUAAAAAGCAGAUUUUUUCUCUUCCUAGUUUUGAUUACUGUAAGCCUUUAGGCAACUUUGAGCAUGUUGAAGAAGAGAUACCCGGCAAAGAAAUUUUUGAACACAACGUGAAAAGAACCAAAGUCAAUAUACCAUAUGUAUUCAAGAAGGAAUGCACCGGGAAAUCCCUAGAAAGUCUUAUAGUUGCAGUCAGGAGAAACUAUGUUUUCAUAUAUGAUCUUGAAGAAGAGGAUGUGAAAAGGAUAGCUUAUCUUGAAGGGUCUGACUGUUUUUAUUCUUCGGGAUGUGUUGUCAGGCUAUCGUAUGGAGGAAAAAGCAGAAGGGCAACUGCAAGUAUCUAUCGGAUAGAGAACGAAGGCCUAGGAUUUAUUCGAAAGUAUGACAGCAUCGGUAUAUCAGCCACUCCAGAGGAUGUUGUUCUAGAUAGAGGGAGACUUUUUCUUUACCUUGACGGGGGUCUUACUGAAGUAAUUGGGCCUGGGAUUACAAAGCGCCUUGGAAAUGAGAACAUCCGACAGAUUGAAGAAACAAAGGCGGGAGUCUUCUUACUUGAUGGAUGUGGAAUAUUCAAGAUAAAGUCUGGAGAAUGGAUACUAGAGGAUAGGGAUAUUACAUCUUUCCGGAUUUCUGAAGGAACAUUAUUUGUAUCGCUGUUCGGGAGUGGGAUAUAUGGAUUUGAGAUGAAAGAUGGGGCAAUUGAAGAAAAACUGAUCAAUGACACAAACGUUAUGGAAGUUUUUUCAAAAGGAGGAGAAACUAUAGUGGCGCUUAGUCUUUGCGAAGGAGUCCCAGUCCUGAGAAGAUACAGAAAGAGGGAUGGAAGCUGGAAAAAAGACGGAGAGGUUUUUGUAGACAAGAAAAUAGGGAAAAUACUCCAUAAAGACAUUUAUCUUUCAAUAACAAAUAGACUGCACAAGGUAGAAGUUGAGUAG
This is a messenger RNA of Encephalitozoon hellem ATCC 50504, 1710 nucleotides long. RefSeq lists its product as uncharacterized. Lineage: Eukaryota; Fungi; Microsporidia; Unikaryonidae. The transcript has a single exon. Bases 1 to 1710 code for a protein of 569 amino acids. The record is from RefSeq and is a predicted model, not a curated record.